CACAGAGAGAGAAAAGAGAAGAAACGUGUGAGUGAGAUAGAAAAAGUUGAAAAGAGGAUGAAGAGUGAGAGGUUGAAUAAAGGAGAGAAACCAGAGAUGGUGAGUAACAGAGCUUUUGGUCAGCUCAUGGAAGAAGGAUACAAUCCUGCAUUUUUCAAGAUUCUUCGAAGAGAAGACUCUUCCUCUGAAAUCAUGAGAAUGAUUCCUCAUCACCUGAUAAGAAGCAUUUCAGACAAGUCUUCGUCGUUCAAGAUGGUCUUAAAAGUGCCAUGGGGAAACUCAUGGUCAGUCAAAAUCUCCAAGAACCCUGUUUUUUACUACAUGGAAGAUCGCGGAUGGAACCAGUUUGUGAAUGACAACGGUCUGGGUGAAAAUGAGUAUCUUACCUUCACUCAUGAGGCAAAUAUGUGCUUUAACGUAAGCAUCUUCGAGGCAAAUGGUACGGAGAUGCUUAGACCAAGAAAAUCUUCACCUGUUGCUUCUAGUUCCGGUGGGAACAAGAGAGAAGAGAGGAGGAGCAUCUACAUAGAUGUGAAGAAGGAAGAAGGGACAGAGUCUUGUUCUGAAUCGAGGUAUCCUGAUCUCAAAACAGCUGAGUCUACAAGUGGGAGAUCGAAGCAGAAACAGAAGUUUAACUUGAGACAAAAGGAAGCUGAGGAAACCAAAAAAUCUAAGAAGAGUAAGAACAGGAAGGUGAAUACUGUUUGCAAUGACUUUGAAGCCGGCACCUCAUCUCUUGUUCCAGAAUUCAAGCUCACCAUAAAGAAAUCACACCUCCUGUUCUUGGGGAUCCCGAAGAAGUUUGUGGACAUGCAUAUGCCAAAUGAGGCAAAGAUGUUUAAGAUUCGUCAUCCGAGAGGAAAGAAAUCAUGGGAGGUUUCGUAUGUGGUCACUGAUGUGCAGUCAAGAUUCUCUGCUGGAUGGAGUCGUUUGGCCAAAGAAUUAGGCUUAGAGGUCGGAGAUGUUUGCACAUUCAAGCUCAUUAAACCAACUGAGAUGCAUGUCAAAGUUUCCAAAGAAUAGAAUCCAUGAUGACUGAUGAUGAUGAUGUGUGAGGUGUGUAGUUGGGGAAUGAGUGAAGAACUUGUGUUUGGAGCAACAUUAUGGUCUGUCGUUUAAUGUCAAGACUGAUUUUAAUUGUGUUCUAUCUACUUGCUGCUUAGGUGUGAUUUUGUAUUCAUUGAUGAAUCUGGACUCAGUUUGACUAAACAGAUUCAUACAUUUUAUUGAAGAUUAUUGUUGUAAUGUUUACAUGAAGAAUGCGUAUCUAUCUC
Molecule: messenger RNA, 1274 nt
Organism: Capsella rubella
Lineage: Eukaryota; Viridiplantae; Streptophyta; Magnoliopsida; Brassicales; Brassicaceae
Product: B3 domain-containing protein At5g18000
Exons: 4
Coding region: 58-1023 (321 amino acids)
Molecular function (GO): DNA binding
Source: RefSeq, a predicted model, not a curated record